CAGUUUGCGUCGCGGCCGCGGACCGCGUAGUCGCGCGUCGCGUGCUACGAAACUACAGGGGUUUCACGACUCGGGGUGCAAAUUUUUUUUCGCAAGUUUUUCCCCCUUUUUCUGAAAAUUCAAAGGUGGAUUUUAAUUAAUGGUGUCGUGUUUUGGCUCGGAUGUGAUUCUUGUGCUGGUGUAAGGUGUGAAUAUUUGAGUGUCAACGGUUUUUAUUUCGACGGUAUUUUCGUGUGUUUACGCGUAGUGUAAUUAUGUUAGUGUAACUGAGAUCAAAAACAGUCUUCCUUAACAAUUCUAGUCUAAAACCUAGUGCAAUAUACAUAGCAUAGCAUAGCAUAACAUUUAAACAUAACGGUCAAAAGUAAAACGAACAAAAAGUGCGGCCUAUAUGUGACGAAUAUAAGAAUAAAAAUAAAAAGAGUGGUGACAGAAAUUCGGGUGUGAAAGUGGCGGUGUGUGUAAUUCACAUGUGGUGUGUUGUGCGGUGGGGUGCGGCUCACCUAUGACGAACAACAAUAACGGUGUGAACGGCAGCGCGGCCGGCGAGCCCGCCGCCCUCGACAUGGAGUCGCUCGAGGAAAUGCUUCGUAAGCUCUCGGAGCUCGAGCAGCGAGUCCUGGAAGCCGAGGGCAGGGCGGAAGAAGCGGAAGACAAGGUCCGCGCCAUGGAGCAGCGGCUGUGCGAUUGGCCAGCGGGCACUGAUGGUGCACCCCGAGCCAUUACGCGGCUAGAAGGCCAAAUUGAAGAACAGAAGCAGCUAAGACUCCAGGACGCGAAGCAGGUGGAAGCGAAGGCAGCCCGCAUCAAGGAGUGGGUGACCAACAAGUUGCGGGAGCUGGAACAACAGAACCAACUGCUUAGGGAACAGAACGACCGCUGUAACCAGCAACUUGAGUUACUCCGGAACCAUAUAGCGGCUUCGGGUAGUCGGAAUUGCACUUUUUUACCAACUCGAGCGAGCCUAUCGCUUGAGGUGCGAACAGAUGACGGUUCACCCCGAGCCACAUCCAGUCUAUUGGCCUCAAAUCGUCGACGCUCAGAGAGCCUAGAGGGUCCCCAGUUACCAAUAAAUUCAUCGGAGCCCCACUACAGUACGCCGGUGCGACACAGACGGAACCUGUCCAUCGGUACUACCAACAUAGCGAAUACCGUCAAUGCUGCCAACCCUCCCGGCCUGAACACCAUGAAUAGGACUAUGGAUGAAAAGACUACUGCCAGCUUAUUGGCUGAUGAUUUAGCGGCGGCCGUAGAGAACUUAGUGGUGCUACCGACAACGCCUAAUACUUCAACUGACGGUGACACCACGCACGACUACGCUGAGAUUUAUACACCCAGCAGAGAGCGCACCCCGGCGUGGCAAGGCAACGUGAACGUGAUAGUGCAGGGCAACAGCCGCGGCGGGUCCUCCACCGGCGACAGUUCCACCUCGGAGCAACCGCGGCCCCCCACCCCGCCGCUACAUCGGUUCCCUAGUUGGGAGGCUAAGAUUUAUCAGGUGGCAGACGACGGACUCCAACAAUCAGUGGAGGAGGAACUGUCCCCGCCGCCGUGUCCGCGGCCCAUGCACGAGUCCACCAGCUACCAGGAUAUAUCCGUCCCAGUCUACGCCACUGUUAAAGGGCGUGCCAGUCAGAUAAGGUCGAUGCCUUUCACGGGCGACUCCUCGGACGACUCGUCAGAUGGAGAGGAGUCCAUGGGCGUCACCGUACAUAACACCCCGCAUCAUCAGCUUGUCAACGUCAACCCUAUGUUUAGCGGCCAAACCUCAACCCAAAUGCCGAUAAACAACGUGAACCUGACAAGUACACUACCAGCAGCCCUGCAGCAGGCGACGGGCGCGCUGGUACUGGCCAGCAACGGCCAGUGCAGCUCGUCCGACACCAGCCUCAGCGCCAGCAGCCCGUCCAAGAGUGUGAAGACCAGCUCCAGUCUAAGUCCUGCUAAACGAUCCAGUUCUGGCUCGCCUAGCAAGCAGAGUAAGACUCGAGACACAUCAUUCGAGUCAGGCAUGUCGGACGACUACGCGAUACCGCCGGACGCGGUGUCCUGCGACAGCACGGCGUCACCGUCGCUAGCGUCCCUGUGUCGCGCGCCGCCCACCACCGACUCGCCGCGGCGACACGACGCCUUGGAGAAGAGCGGCCAUCUUGCCAAGUUAGGUGGCAAACUCAAGACCUGGAGGAAACGAUGGUUCGUCCUCAAAAACGGGACGCUUUCAUAUUGGAAGUCGCAAUCGGAGGUGAACAGGAAGCCUCAAGGUCAGAUCGGUCUCGGCGAAGCCUGCAAGAUAUCGCGGAAUGAGGGCGCGGCGACAUUCGAGAUAUUCACCGGCAGUAGGACGUACUACUUGACCGCUGACAGCAUCGCCACUAUGGAGGACUGGAUUAGAGUUCUACAGAACGUCCAAAGAAGAAACGCGACGAAACUCCUGCUGAGCAAAGAAGACAAUAAGCCUACGAUCCAGGGCUGGCUCACCAAGGUCAAGAAUGGCCACGCCAAGAAGAGCUGGUGCGUGCUCAUUGGGAAGAUGUUCCUGUACUUCAAGUCGCCUGGAGACCAGAACCCAACCGGCCAGAUCAACAUGCGAGACGCGCGAGUAGAAGACGUGGAACACGUAUCAGACUCCGACUCAGAAGAGAAGAACGAUGACACUCGCAACCACCUCACCGUCGCCAUCUAUCCGCAACACCAGGUAACUGGGGGUCCAACAUACCUUCUGUUCGAGAGUAAAGCAGACAAGGACUCCUGGCUGUACCACCUGACGGUGGUCAGCGGCGGCGGACUGAGCCAGGGCACCCACUUCGAACAGCUCAUACAGAAGCUCAUGGAGACUGAUGGGGAUCCUAAUUGUGUUCUAUGGAGGCAUCCAACGUUACUGUAUUCUAAAGAAAAUCUGACGUCUCCACUCACAUCGCUCAACUCCGAAGCGUUACAAGCAGAAGCAUUAAAACUAUUCAAGUGCGUGCAGCUGUUCAUGUCGGUGGCGGUGGAGCAGGCGGGCAUCGACUACCACGUGGUGCUGGCGCAGAACGCGCUGGCGCAGUGCCUGGACGUGGGCGAGCUGCAGGACGAGCUGUGCUCCGUGCUGGCCCGCCAGGUCACGCCGCACCAGCCCUCCAAGCUCGGCGUACAGGUAACGCCCGCAAGACGCCACAAACUACACGUUAAGCCCACCAAGCUUAAGAAUCAACUGCUACUGUGCGCGACUCAGUCGCUGUUCACGUGCGACACUGGCGCCGCGUCGGUGGGCUCGGACAGCAAGAGCGACGUCCCCACGCAUGCCGCCGGCUCACCUAGCUCUAUACAGGCGCCGCUGUUGUCGGUGGACUGCAAGAGCAACCCUCCCACGUACAGCUUUGUACAAGGAUGGCAACUCCUGGCUCUGGCCGUCAGUCUCUUUGUGCCACGGAAUAACAGGCUACUGUGGUAUCUGAAGCUACAUUUGAGUAGGCAUGCGGAUUCUAAAACGGAGUGCGGUAAAUACGCGGCGUACUGCGCGCGUGCGUUAGAACGUACCAUCCGCAACGGCGGGCGCGAAGACAAGCCGUCCCGCAUGGAGGUGCUAUCUAUUCUAUUGAAGAACCCCUACCACCACUGCCUACCCCACGCCAUACCUGUCCAUAUGCUCAAUAAUACUUACCAGGUGAUAAGCUUUGACGGCUCGACGACUGUGGAAGAGUUCCUGUCUACAUUAAGUACAGAGCUUGGAUGCAGGGAGUCAGCGGCGUCAGGGUUCGCGCUGUUCAGCGACGACCCUAUCGAGAAGGACUUGGAACAUCACAUUAAACCUGAUAAAAAGCUAUGUGACGUAAUAUCAAAAUGGGAGACAGCGCUCAGAGAGAAGGGCUCCGGGAAGUUCGAAAACUCUCGAGUGAUCCGACUUACGUAUAGAAAUAGGCUCUACUUCAAGAACUCGAUAAGGACAGAGACUGACAAGGAGCGGUUAUUACAAUGCUACCAGGUUAAUCAACAAGUGGUAGCAGGUCGUUUCCCAGUGACCAGAGAAUUGGCAGCGGAACUGGGCGCGUUGAUGGCGCAACUGGACAUGGGCGACUACUCCGCCGCCAACACGCAACACAACCAGCCUCUGGCGCAUCGGUUCUAUCCGUAUAGGUACAGGGCCGGCCUUAGUAAUGAUGAGUUAAGGGACGUGGAAGAAAAGUUGCGAUCAAAAUGGGUGGCGCUGAAAGGCAGGAGUAGUGCAGACUGUGUGAGGAUCUACCUCAACUGUACGAGGAAAUGGCCAUUCUUUGGUGCUACGCUGUUCCAGGCUAGGAUAAAGCAGCCGGACCUGUCGAUGGUUUGGCUGGCGGUGUCGGAAGAUGGCGUGACGGUGCUAGAGCUGGCGUCCAUGGCCGUCAUAGGACGGUACGCGCUCAGCUCCAUCGGACUCUUCGGUGGACUACAGGAUGACCUAAUGAUGCUAAUCGACGCUGAAGACGCAGCGAGUCCAGUACACAAGAUGUUGAUUAGUCUCAACAAGCCAAAAAUGGCAGAGCUGACCCAUCUAAUAGCGGACUACAAGAACGCGUUGCUCCGCGCGGGCGGGCCGGGCACGCCGCAGAUGAACUCCCUCACGCGCAACGGCAGCCACCGCUCCGUGCGGACCAAGGCCGCCUCCUCGCUGCCGCACUCCUCCCCCUGCACGCUGCAGCACGGGGCCCACGCCCCCCACGGUACGCACGGCCAUGGUACACUCCCCUCGCACGCCGGCACGCUGUCGGACCGCAACAACACGCUGACGCUGAGCUCGCACGACUACUCGCACGCGCACCACGGCCAGCCCGACAUCCUCAAGGCCACGCCCGACCACCGCGCAGACAAGAAGCGCGCCCUCGCGCACGACCCCGGCCUCGCGUGACGACACCACUAGCCCCCCCACUGACGCCACCGCUUUGGGAACCUACCCUGCUAAGGUAACAAACCGCCGCACUCAGACACAUUUAAUUAUUACUUAACCCAGUUCUUAGCAAUCGUUUUCGAUACAAAAUCGUUACUAAGGAAUAGUUUAAGUAAUCAUUAAAUGUCUCUGAGUGCGCCAGUUAUUUUCUAAAACCUUGUGUGUAUUCUUGCCCAAGAAAAACUAUGAUUUCUUUCAUAUCGUAGUCCAACAUGUUGAUCUUACUGUCAUCACACUCAACUUCCUUGUACAGUGUAAUUAUUAUUAUUAUGUAACAUUCUCAAAGCGGUCGCCUCAUCACUUUAUUCGAGGAUAGGAAAUGGCCCGCGAACUAAGAUAGCAUUCCACCAAAUAUAUAGGACAAAUGGGAAAUAAACGAAAUAAUAAUAUACCUCAUAUUUUGUAGCGAACGAUUCAGCCUAUUUUUAUUGGCUUUUUAAUGAUAGAUUAAAACAUAGUUUAUAAUUUAUUUUUUCAGCGUAAUUUUUAAAUAAUUGUUUGAAGUUUUGCUACCGUACGAUAGUGGUUUCGGCUUGAAGUGUAUAAUGUAUGAUUCGUAUGGAUGUGUCGAUGUUUAUACGCAGUUUAAAUGCCAAUUUUAUACAUGUAGUUGUAUAUGUACGUGUACAGGGCGCGAUAAAUUGUACCUAGAAGUUAUUCUUAGCGAAAUUUUCUGAAUAUUUUUUGGACGAAAUUCUUCUAUACAUGCUUGGAGUUACAUGUUAGUUAGUCAGAUAUUACUUUUGAUUUAAUUCUGGUUUUAUAGCUUUUUAUACAACUUGGAUAUUGCACAAAUGGUGUAAAUAGUGAUACGUUUAUCCACCCCUGUACUGUUUAGAUCGGAGUCCAUUUAGCAUAAUAUACGGGGUGUCCCGUAUGGCGUAUGAUUCUAAUCUUUUCUACUAACUGUGCUAGUUCGGGUAGAUCUGUCCUUUCAUUCGACUGACAUGGGAGAGGUUACACUGGCGUUUAAUGCGACUGAAGUGACUUAGUCGAUUAAUUUGUAAAAUGUAUUUGGUUAGAUGUAAUAGUGAUUAAUUCAAUCAUCAAAAACAUGAUAAAGACGAUCUGUAAUAACAUUAGAAUAUUUUUUUUCUUGAAUCUCAUUUGACUUGUUUAAAAGAAAAGAUUUAUUAAUUAAAUAAAGUAUUUUUUAAAUAAGUCGCACUGCAUUUUUGUAUAAUAAAAAGUGCAGGGACCUUAGUCUGCUAUUACAAUUGUUUUAGAAUGGUCGAUCAUUGAGCAGGCCCCAGUUCUUCUUCAUGCAUUUGUAAAAAGCAAAUAAGAUUAAAAGAAAAGGUAUUGACCGCCAGUGUGACCGCGGCCUAAUAUAUAAAGGUGUGGACACGUGCUCGUGUGAAUCUCAAUGUAGAACGUAUGUAGACUUGGCUUUACUUAUUUUUCAUAUACUUUUAUAUAAUUUACUAUCACAUAAAUCACAUUUGGAAUAGUGCCCAUGAUAUUAAAAAUUAGUUAAAAUAUUAAUUUGUGGAAUUGAUGUAUGUAUUAGAUUUUUGACUGCCGAGCAAUGUCUUGGGUUUGAUUCCCGUGUAUGACAUUCUCAAUGUACUAAACUUAGUCUCUAUUAAGUGCCAAAAGGCAUUGUGUACGAUAAAUCUAACAACAAUAUCAAAAAUCUAGUACAUACAUUUUCAGAACAACUUUAUUCUAAAUUCAACCUUGAGACACACGUUAUAAAGUCGUAUUUGGUAAAUCUGUAUGUCUGUAAAGGUGAUAUACUUAUGGACUGAUAUAUUUAAAGAUCUUUCAACGAAUCUUAACACUUAUUGUUAACGUCUAAACGACCAAUGAAACCGAGGUGAAACAUUUUUACUCUAAUAAGUCUUAGAAUCUCAAUAUUUCUUCAUUUUAAACCUUAUUUCGAUAUGUAUAAGGUGCUCUGUUUAUUGAAGAGGGCCUUUUUUAUUUGUGAUCUUUUAAAAUUGGAAUAUAUUUCGAAUUUUGCUGAUAUUAUUAUUAAUACAUUACUUUAUUAUACUGAUAGGAAUGUCAUUUGAAAAUGAAUCUUAAAUACAAAGGUACAAACUUGAAAAUUGCAAGAAUGAAUAUUUCUAUGUAUUUUUAUCAGUAUAGUAAAGUAAUUAUAAGUAUUUUGACAUGCAUAAUGUCGUAUGAUUUACAUUUUGUGGGCAUUUUUUAAUAAUGAUCUGUAUUGUAAUAUACAUAGGGUAUAUUUUGUAUAUUUUUGGCAUCUAUUUAAUCAGGGUUCCGUGUGAAUGCCAGAACAUAUUAGUGCAAUUCUGUAAACAGCUUAAUAUACAUUAUAAUUUAGACAUCACAUAGAAGAACUGGAAAUUAGAUGGCCCCUAGUGAUAAACACGAAUUUCUGAGUCAGAUUAUUGAUUGUCAACCUAAUAAUGCUUUUGGUUAUAAAGCUGAAUAUCAAUCGCCAGCUAAAAACAGUUUAGCUCACAUAAUUGUGUCAGUUUUUCAUACAUGGCAAGCUAACUUAUUUUAGCUGGCAUUGGAGAAUCGGCUUUAUAACGAUUGUAUAAGGGUAAAAAUCUAAUAAACUCGACUUAGCAACUGAUAUGCACUCAAAUCACUGUUAGGAUUUCUAACUGGAGUCUUAAAAACUCCAUUAGACAGAUUAUAUACAAACAUUUUGUAUAUAAAAACGUAUAAUGAACACCACAUAUAGUUUUUUUUAUAUAAAAACUAUCGUGAGACAUACUAAAUUAACUAAAUCACAGUUUACUCAGUAAAUAAAUGGAGAAACGCUCUACUAGUUUACCCCAUCUAGUCUACCACGGAACUCUGAAAGCAAUAUAAUUUAUAUUCAAUUAGCUUUCAAAGAAAUUUCUACCAUUUUUUUGUAUUAUUAAUAAUAAUAAUUCAAAGAUUUCGUUACCAUCUUAUUUCUAUUUAAAUAUAUCUUGCAAUAAAGAAGGUUUUAAGAUUAAAAGAGUAUUUUCGUUCCGUAUUGUAGAUACUUAGUAAGUUUAUUUGGCUUUGAAUUAAAUUAAUCUUCUUUAUUGCAUAGAUAUUAGUAAAAGACGGGCUAAUUGUAAAAGGCAACUAAAAUGGCGACUAAAUAGAGGUAGUUUUAUAAUUCGUAGAUAUAGACCAUAGAAGCUAAAUGAAACGGUAAUCUAAUUAUGACCAAUUCGCUUCCAUGGCCAAUCUAUCCGAGCAGACUGGAAAGCCAAGAGAGAGAAAACUAUAAAAGAAAAUAUGAAAAGACAACUUUUUUGUAAAUUUGAAAGAAAUGAAAGAUCGAGUUUUCUCAUCCUUGUCACACGCGAUUCUAGCUCUUAAAGUAAAGUCCGAAGCUAGAAUUUAAAUCAUAUAAGGGUAUAAAUAAAGGCUAAAAUCGCGUGUUUCAGUCUGCAAUUUUAGUAAAUAAUUGAAUUAAACCAUCAUUUCGAUUGCACUUUUUGCAUAACACUUAACUGUUGAUAUAAUUAUGUAUAGAAAUAUUAUCAUAAUGUAUAUUUUACAUUAGGACCGAAAUUAAUUUUAUUAUAAUUAUCGUAUUAAGGAUCCAUAAUUUAUUCUGUAAGUAUUUAUUGUAUUUUGUUUUUUUUUUAAUUGGUUGAUUGUUCUUUUUGGAAUAUGAAUAUGUUUGACGAAUCCUCUUUUUUUUUGUUAACGAUGGCCUAACUAAAGACUAACCAUUCGAGGCCUAAAAUUGGAUUAUUUGUAGAUUUAUAUUUUGAAUGUAUUUAGACGACUUUUUUGUUUGAUGAUGCGAGAAUAAACUUGUAUUACUGAA
Molecule: messenger RNA, 8639 nt
Organism: Spodoptera frugiperda (fall armyworm)
Lineage: Eukaryota; Metazoa; Arthropoda; Insecta; Lepidoptera; Noctuidae
Exons: 29
Coding region: 506-4864 (1452 amino acids)
Cellular component (GO): cytoskeleton
Source: RefSeq, a predicted model, not a curated record